This is a messenger RNA of Pseudogymnoascus destructans, 849 nucleotides long. RefSeq lists its product as uncharacterized. The transcript has 2 exons. The record is from RefSeq and is a predicted model, not a curated record. NCBI's taxonomy places the organism in Eukaryota, Fungi, Ascomycota, Leotiomycetes, Thelebolales, Thelebolaceae. The coding region runs from base 1 to 849 and encodes 282 amino acids.
AUGCGGAGGUUUUCUCAGUUUACUGCCCACCUAGGAAUUGUCAAAUCAAAGAUGAACGCCAAAAUUAGUGCAAAAUGCAUCCAUCGUAUCAGUGUCCAUCGCGCCGCCAUAUAUUCAUCAGCCGAUGGCGAAAUACAGAACCGGCGAUGCGGACGACCAUUCUACAGCUCAUACAUGCGAUACAAGAACAAGCUUUACUUGCCUACGCUAGCUAAGACCUUGACUCGCAGCUAUAAUGAACUACCAACUUCGACAUACGUGCUUAGAGACUUCAUGCUCAGCUUCUUUGGGCCAACUAACAUAUCAGUCCGCCCCAACGAGCAACCACUAGAGCACUCUAUCUCUAUAAGUGACGAAGAUGCUCUAAGUGAAUCGAUCACCACAAGUUCGAGGGUCUCUAGCGAUGACGACAACGUUGAGGAAUCGGCUGGCCUUGAUACGUCCAUCGACGAUGACGACUUAUUACCUUACUUCAAUAACCAAGAAGGAUUAGAAGAUGAAGCAACUUCAAAUAAUGAGAUAGAAACUUCCAGACAACGCUCUCCACUGCAGUCAAGUGGUGAAGUUACCCACAAAAGCUUGCCCGAGCAACUACUAGCAGCUGAAAUCCUGAAGCAUCCACCACCGUCUCAACGGUGGUUCCAGACUUGGAUUAAGACUCAACAUGAGACUUUCCACACCAUUAAAACCCGGCCAAUUGAAGCAGCACAUGUUGCUUCUCAUGAUGUAUCAGCUAUCAAAGAAUGGUUUCAUGGAUUCAAAGAUGUGUGUAAUCAAUUAGAUGUUACUGCAGCUAACAUCUACAACUUUGGUGAAGUUGGGUUCCGAGUGGGAAUGAGCACCGUGUAA